Molecule: messenger RNA, 5763 nt
Organism: Dipodomys spectabilis (banner-tailed kangaroo rat)
Lineage: Eukaryota; Metazoa; Chordata; Mammalia; Rodentia; Heteromyidae
Gene: Dcaf5
Product: DDB1 and CUL4 associated factor 5
Exons: 9
Coding region: 51-2897 (948 amino acids)
Biological process (GO): negative regulation of fatty acid biosynthetic process
Cellular component (GO): cytoplasm; Cul4-RING E3 ubiquitin ligase complex
Molecular function (GO): protein binding
Source: RefSeq, a predicted model, not a curated record
GGAGGGGCGGCGACGCGAGCGGCGGCGGCGGCGGCGGCGGCGGUUCCAGCAUGAAGAGGAGAGCUGGCCUGGGGGGCAGCAUGAGGUCAGUGGUGGGCUUCUUGUCCCAGCGGGGCUUGCAUGGGGACCCCCUGCUCACUCAGGACUUUCAGAGGAGACGCCUGCGGGGCUGCAGAAACCUCUACAAGAAGGACCUCCUGGGCCACUUCGGCUGUGUCAAUGCCAUUGAAUUCUCCAACAAUGGAGGCCAGUGGCUGGUCUCAGGAGGAGAUGACCGUCGGGUUCUGCUAUGGCACAUGGAACAAGCCAUCCAUUCCAGGGUGAAGCCCAUACAGCUGAAAGGAGAGCACCAUUCCAACAUUUUUUGCCUGGCUUUCAACAGUGGGAAUACCAAAGUGUUCUCUGGAGGAAAUGAUGAGCAAGUUAUCCUCCAUGAUGUUGAAAGCAGUGAGACUUUGGAUGUUUUUGCUCAUGAAGAUGCAGUAUAUGGCUUGUCAGUGAGCCCAGUGAACGACAACAUUUUUGCCAGCUCCUCAGACGAUGGCCGGGUUCUCAUUUGGGACAUCCGGGAGUCUCCUCAUGGAGAGCCCUUCUGUCUGGCAAACUAUCCAUCAGCCUUUCACAGUGUCAUGUUUAACCCAGUGGAACCCAGGUUGUUGGCCACAGCCAAUUCAAAGGAAGGAGUUGGACUCUGGGAUAUUCGAAAACCUCAGAGUUCUCUCCUGCGCUAUGGUGGCAACCUAUCUCUCCAAAGUGCCAUGAGUGUGCGAUUCAACAGCAAUGGGACCCAGCUCCUGGCCCUACGGCGGCGCCUGCCCCCUGUGCUCUAUGACAUCCACUCUCGCCUGCCGGUGUUCCAGUUUGACAAUCAGGGUUACUUCAACUCGUGCACUAUGAAAAGUUGUUGUUUUGCAGGAGAUCGUGACCAGUAUAUCCUUUCAGGCUCUGAUGACUUCAACCUAUACAUGUGGAGAAUUCCUGCAGAUCCAGAAGCAGGUGGCAUUGGCAGGGUGGUCAAUGGUGCCUUCAUGGUGCUGAAAGGGCAUCGGUCUAUUGUUAACCAGGUUCGAUUUAAUCCCCACACCUACAUGAUCUGCUCUUCUGGCGUAGAAAAGAUUAUCAAGAUCUGGAGCCCAUACAAGCAGCCAGGAUGUACUGGAGACCUUGAUGGCCGGAUUGAAGAUGAUUCCCGCUGCCUCUACACCCAUGAAGAAUAUAUCAGCCUUGUGCUGAAUAGUGGGAGUGGCCUGUCCCACGAUUAUGCCAAUCAGUCGGUCCAGGAAGAUCCCCGGAUGAUGGCCUUCUUUGACUCCCUGGUUCGCCGAGAAAUUGAGGGCUGGAGCUCUGACUCAGACAGUGACCUCAGUGAAAGUACUAUCCUUCAACUUCAUGCAGGAGUCAGUGAGCGCUCAGGCUACACUGACUCAGAGUCCUCGGCCUCACUGCCCCGCUCCCCACCUCCCACAGUAGAUGAGUCUGCUGACAAUGCCUUCCACCUGGGCCCCCUUAGGGUCACCAGCACAAAUGCUGUGGCACCGACCCCACCAACAUCCACGUGUGAGGACGCAGCCUCUCGGCAGCAGCGCCUGUCUGCUCUGAGGCGUUACCAGGAUAAACGCCUUCUGGCUCUGUCCAACGAGUCUGAUUCUGAAGAGAAUGCCUGUGAGGUUGAACUGGAUACAGAUCUCUUCCCCCGCCCACGGUCACCCAGUCCUGAAGAUGAAUCCAGCAGUUCCAGCAGCUCCAGCAGCUCAGAGGAUGAAGAGGAACUGAAUGAACGCCGAGCCUCCACCCGGCAGCGAAAUGCCAUGCGUCGACGACAAAAGACACCCCGAGAAGAGAGGCCUAGUGCCCCAAUCAAGCCUACAAACACCUACAUUGGAGAAGACAACUACGAUUACCCCCAGAUCAAGGUGGACGAUCUUUCCUCCUCCCCUGCCUCCUCCCCUGAGCGGAGCACUUCCACCCUGGAGAUCCAGCCAAACCGAGCAUCACCAACUUCUGACAUUGAAUCUGUUGAGCGAAAGAUUUAUAAAGCUUACAAAUGGCUCCGCUACUCUUAUAUCUCUUACUCAAAUAACAAAGAUGGAGAGCCCUCCAUUGUGACUGGGGAAGCCGAUGAAGGGAGAGCAGGAACUAGCCACAAAGACAACCCAGCCCCUUCUUCUAGUAAGGAAGCCUGUGUAAACACGGCGGGGGCCCAGAGGAACCAGGACCUGCCCCCUGAAGGGCUUAGCAAGGAUGCUUUUAAAGAAGGGCCUUCCACUAGAAAUCCUAGCAAUGGCCCCGGUCAUGAGCACGGCAGCCAUCCCUGGGCAGAGGCAUCAGAGGGCACCUCUGAGGACACUAACAAUGGUGGCUCUCUAGAACACUCUUCUUGCGAAACCAAGAAGCUCAAUGGAAAGGCCCUAAGCAAGGCCCUGAGCAGCCAGGCUGAGGACCCACCUUCUCUUCCAGUCCCUAAGCCAUCUGGCUCUACUCUUGACGGUGGGCCUGGCAACCUCCCCAGGACCCAGUCUGAUGACCGUGAGGAGAGGAGCCUUGAAACCAUCUGUGCCAACCACAACAAUGGACGCUUACACCCCUGGCCCCCUCACCCCCACAACAAUGGGCAGAACUUUGGGGAACUAGAGACAGUGACCUUUUCUUCCCCAGGACACUCCAACACUGACCAUGAUAACUUGUCUGUGUCAGGGACUCUCCUACACAAAGAUUGUUGUGCGUCCGAAAUGGCCAGUGAGGCCACCAGUGCUGUAAUGAGAGAGGACCCCAUUGACCCCUCAGCCCCAGACAGCAGCCGGGCUGCUGAUGGCCACAGUGGCCUCAAAAGGCACCGAGUUGAAUUAGAAGAUACAGAUUCAGAGAAUUCCUCCUCAGAGAAGAAAUUGAAAACAUGAUAAAUACAAAGGGAAAGCAAACAGCUACAAACAGUAGCCUUACAAAUUUUAUCUUGUUAGUGAACAUGGAGGAAAGGAAAAAAGUAUUAAAGGCACAUAAAACCAGGGCCUAAAAUUUUGUGUCUACUGCUGCUCCCUUCUAUUCACUUCACCCGUGGGUUGGAAUGUCUAGCUAGCCAUUGGCUUGUGCUGUGUUGAGGAGCAAAGCUCCCUUCUAGUCAGCGAGAGCAAGGUUCUGGGAAAGGGAAUCCGUGUUGGGACGUUUGACUUGUUCUCGCAUGCAUGUGUGCACCAAUGCAUGUGAGCAUUUUGUCUCAUGAUACCUUUCUUUUAGCCAUCAGCAAGAACCUGUGGGUCUGUAAUUUUUGCCAUCUCACCUGUUCACAUGCCAUAGGGGUUCUGGUGUUGAUGGUGAAUGCUCUGUUAAUCAGAUUGUACUGCCAGUGAGUUGUAGAUUUAUGCUGGGAGAAUGCAAAGAAGCCUUCAGUCCAUUGGCUGUGCUGGAGGGGAGAACGCUACUCCUUUCUUAAAGGAAUCUUCCAUGUUCUCUAAGGAAUACUUCAUUGAACAUUUAAUGUGCACAUCCUAAAAACAGAGCAUUUUUAAUGCUAGUGAGAGGUUAGCACGUAAGAUCAGAUUCAAGAGCACAUGUUCCCUGAUAAAUUCCGCUGUUUGCAAACUGAGCGUGUGGCAAUGUGUACUGCAGAGGGGCCAUACAAUAUGACUAGUCACAGAUAACACAAUGUAGCCAGUCAGGCACUAGGUCAAGGCAUGUAGGCCAGCAGGUGCCUCCUUGAAUUCAUGUGAUGGAGGCUUGGCGUGUUGAAAGAAGGAGAAAGCACAGCUUUCAAGAGCUCUGUGCUCAAACUACUAAAGUGGAUAUUAGAGGUGUGUUAAUGAAGUGUAGUGAAGAACAGAAUGUGCUACUUUAUUCUUUUAAUUCAGUUCAAAACCAUUUGUCAGUGUUGGGCCUGGUGUCUUUCCUCAGGCUUACAGUAAAGAGGAUAUGGGGUUCUGAUUGAUCUUUGCAGAGCGGUAGGCAUCUCAAGGUGAUUUUCUUACUGAGUAGGUCUGUUAGGAGGCAGAGGGGAUAGGGAGAGUGGUGUUGGUUUCACUCCUGGCUGCAGAAGAGACUCAGUUCUGUUGAGGUAUGGAAUGAUUAAGAGGAAAAAAGACCCAGAGAUUUUCAGCUUUGUAGUGGUGGUUAGCAUCCCUCAAUGAAAGGUUAAGACAGGAAGAACUUGGAAUGAUCAAGUGUUUUGUUGACAGAGAGGACACUAAAGGCGGAAUACUGGCAAAACGUGAGGAAGAGAAAGAACAAUAACUUCAGUGCAAAGGUGCUAGAUAGCCAGGAGCCCCAUUGAGAUUGGUAAUAGGGGGAUGCUAGCACAAGGCUAGUAUGGUCUCACUGUCCAGCACUCCUUUUAGACAAGGAUCUGUCCCACUGGAACCUCAACCUAUGGGGGCUGAAGAAUGAAAUCUAGUGAUGGGGCUGGGUUCUGUAUGAAAGGAAAGUGUUUGGUGUGAGCCAAGAGGAAGUAACCAAGUUCUGCAAGGGAAGGUGUGCCUAGAAUGUGUGUGCUGUGGUUGGGUGUGAAGCACUGUGCUAGCAGGAGGCGGAGUGUGUGCGGUGGGGAUGCAUAUGGUUCAAUAACUGGACCCGUACGGGGGAAGUGGGACGAUGAUUCUGUAACUAAUAAUAGAAUUACUUUGGAUUUGUAAUCUAAAUGGUUCUAUAAUUUGUCUUUGACUAUUCAUGGAUAAUUGUAAAUUCUGGUUUUAUAAGCCCAAGUCAUUUUACAUUUGCUUUUCCAAAAUGUAUUAAAUUUGAAUUUUUAAUCCUUUAUAUACAAAAAAGAUAUAACCACUCAGUGUGUGUUUCUCUUCCCCUUCUUAGUCAGCACACCCAAUCCUUAUAGUUUGUUUUGUUUUAACCUGAUCAACAUAUAGCCUCUUCUGACUUCUCUAAAGACAGUCCUGAAGGAAAAAAAAAAAGAAAGAAAUUUCCUUAGGAACUAAGGAUGGUUAUAGUCCCCAAAUGCAGAACUUGGUCCUCGAUUUAAGGAGCCUUUACCUUGUUUUGGUUGCUCAAAAGAGAAGUUCAUAAUGUUCAUAAAGUCAGGUUUUAUUUUGGUUAACUAUAGAAGUCCAGGAAGACUGGGGGCAUGGCUCAGGUGAAAGAGUGCCUGCCUAAAAGUCAAAGAAUGUUGCCUGCCAUCCUUGAGAGAGAUGUGCAGCAUUGCAGUUCAGCUGGCCAGGAGACAGCAGCCCCAGGAUGUUCCCACUGAGCAGCUGGGAAAUGGGUAUUUAUUUUAGUUGCCUCACAUCUUUUGUGUGUGAUCUUGGCCCUGACCCCCUGGCCGGAACUACUACUAUAGCUCCUCUGCCUGCAUCGUUGUAGAAUUGAGGUCCCAACUUGAGAUGCACUUAAUCCCCAAAUGCUCCCAUGAUUAAGUAAUUUCCCUAGCAGGGCAGAUAGCACUGAUUAGAUUAAUGACUAUUUGGCAGUGCAUCUUAUAUUUUCCUCUACCCUCCACAUUCUGUACAUAAAGUUUUAAAGUGGCAGGUUCAGAUAGAUAAAACCUUUUCUCUACAUUUUAUUUCCACCUGGUUUUGUAAAUGAUUUUGUGGACAGCAGGUAAAUGAGUUAUAUAAGUUGUUGGCUUGGGGCAGGUAAAUGAGUUAUAUAAGUUGUUGGCUUGGGACAAAUGAAGUUGACAACUGUGAUCAAUUUAAUAAGCUGAGUCUCUUGUUGUCUGUCAAGGUGCCUUCCUCUGCUGGCCUUACCUCCUCACCGCCCCGGCUCUCCUCACCCAGAAGGCCGACUCUUCUCUUGUGUAUAUGCAAAUAAACUGUUAUUCACUUG